Messenger RNA from Lingula anatina, 3082 nucleotides. RefSeq names its product protein O-mannosyl-transferase TMTC4-like. Gene Ontology annotation, cellular component: endoplasmic reticulum. The record is from RefSeq and is a predicted model, not a curated record. Gene Ontology annotation, biological process: protein O-linked glycosylation via mannose; endoplasmic reticulum unfolded protein response. Gene Ontology annotation, molecular function: mannosyltransferase activity; protein binding. NCBI's taxonomy places the organism in Eukaryota, Metazoa, Brachiopoda, Lingulata, Lingulida, Lingulidae.
UGCAAUGCUUUAGUGAUAACUGUAUUCGAUUUAUGUAAGAAUAACAUUCUUGGUAGUACUAACGUUUAAAACAUCAAGGACUGUCUAUUAAGUCAUAAUGAACGGGCUGUUAAUAUGAGAUUUAUAACAUAUGAGUUUAAUUAUAAAAGUUGAAGGCUACUGAUAAUGAGGAAAAGAGAUGCAUCAUCAAAGACAACAAUUAAGACUGAGAGAACUCAAAAACAGAUAAGUGGAUCACAAAAGCGUUCUUGGGAUGACUCUUUACCACUUCCAAAGUUGAACUUCUCCGUAACAGCAGCAGCAGUGUUUUUACUAGCUGUGCUUUGUUAUGCCAACAGUUAUGAUGGGGAUUUUGUAUUUGAUGAUUCAGAGGCUAUUAUAAAUAAUGAAGAUCUUAUGUCAUCAGUGCCUCUCACAGAUUUAUUUUACCAUGAUUUCUGGGGAAGUAAGCUGGCAGGAAACACCAGCCAUAAAUCAUACAGACCAUUGACUGUCUUAACCUUCAGGUGGAAUGCUUAUCUAGCUGGUGGUUUAUAUCCCAAAGGUUUCCAUGUCACCAAUAUCCUCCUUCAUGGUGUUGUUUCUCUCUUCAUCCUGCAUACUAUUGUCAUUUUAUUUGGUGGGGUAAGGCUAGAUGAAAGAGGCCGCAUUAUGUUUACUGCACCCAAAGCCUCCUUUCUGUGUGCAAUGUUAUUUGCAACUCACCCUAUACAUACCGAAAAUGUUGCAGGAGUGGUUGGUAGGGCAGAUCUCUUGUGUGCCUUUUGUUUUUUACUGUCAUUUUUGUGCUAUGUGAGAGCUUGUCACUCAGAUCCUUUACAUUUUGGACAUAAACCAGAAAUCAUAUCUGUGAGCCAUUUACUAAGCAGUUUGGUGUUGUGUGGCUUAUCUGUUCUUUUUAAAGAACAAGGGAUUACUGUGAUAGGUGUCUGCAGUGCAUACGAUAUUCUUGUUAUCUGCAGAGCUGAUCCAAAGGAAACUAUUAUGUCUGUGGUACAAAAUUUCACUCAGUCUAACUGUGCAGCUUCUUCAAAAAAUCAACAGAAAUCCAACCAGUGGAUCAAGUCCCUGGUUUAUCGUCAUCUUUCAUUACUAGCAGCAGGAGUGACUAUUUUAGCGGCAAGAUGGCAAAUAAUGGGUUCAGCACCACCAAAAUUCCAAGAAGUUGAUAAUCCACAUUCCUUUGUGAAUGAAACUAUGUUAAGGGUCCUAAAUUACAGCUAUCUCUACAGCAUAAAUGUUUGGCUGUUGCUGUGUCCAUGGUGGCUAUGCUUUGAUUGGUCGAUGGGAUGUGUUCCUGUGAUCUCAGUCUACACUGACCUACGUCUACUACCAACACUUGCAUUCUUGUCAGGCAUGGCCCUUCUCUUUUAUUACUGUAUUUUCGGAAAUCCAUCUAGAAUCAAAAGGCUCUAUGCUCUGUCUCUUGCCAUUCUCAUCAUUCCUUUUCUCCCAGCCAGCAACCUGUUCUUCCGAGUAGGUUUUGUAGUGGCAGAGAGGGUACUUUACUUGCCUAGCCUGGGUUUCUGUAUGCUGGUCACCUUGGGUUUAGUGCACAUAAGCAGAAUACAAGCAUUGAGGAAGAUUGCAAAAAUUUUUGUUCCAGUAAUACUCAUAAUUUUCAUCAUCAAAUCUAUGCAGAGAAGCUUAGAGUGGAGAUCAGAAAAGGAACUGUUCUUCUCUGGUGCUAAGGUUUGCCCAGGCAAUGCCAAGGUUCACUAUAACAUAGCCAAAGUGAGUGCAGAUGGAGGAGAUACAUCUGGUGCUUUAGAGUCCUACAGGCUUGCAAUAAGGUUAAAUCCAAUGUAUGAGCAAGCCAUGAAUAACCUUGCCAAUAUUCUUAAGGACAGGGGUGAGAGUGAGGCAGCAGAGACGUUGCUUCUGAAGGCAGUAGAGAUUAGGCCUGAGUUUGCUGCAGCAUGGAUGAACUUGGGAAUUGUACAGUCUGAUCUAAAAAAGGAAAAACUGGCAGAACAAAGCUACUUUAAUGCCCUGACGCAUAGAAGAAAAUACCCAGAUUGCUAUUAUAAUUUAGGAAACUUGUAUUUGGAGACAAAGAAACAUGAUGAGGCCCUUGCAGCUUGGAAAAAUGCGACUUUGCUCAGACCAACUCAUCUGAAUUCUUGGAACAACAUGAUACUUUUGUUGGAUAACUUGGGCAGGAUUGAUGAGGCUGAGAGAGUUACUAAGAUUGCAACCAAGUACCUGCCAUCAGAGCCCCAGUUGUACUACAACCUAGCCAAUGCACAGGGUAAUGCAGGCAGGCAUGAAGAUAGUGAAAGAAAUUUUCUUAAGGCAAUACAGCUGGAUGGGAAAAAGGCAGUCUAUUAUGCAAACCUGGGUGUUUUGUACCACAGGUGGAAUAAAUAUGAGCAGGCUGGGGCAGCAUACAGGAAAGCAUUAAAAUUAGAUCCAAAUUCACCUCUUGUAAAAGAAAACCUUGAAAAGUUGCUUAGAAAAAUGGAAAAAGAACAACAGGAACAUAAGUCUGCUAGAACCUGAUCCAAGCAUUUUUCAUACGGUCAUUACAGCUUAAGAGUUGCAUUUUUAUCUAAGUCUCAAACAUUUUAGUACUUUUUGUGGCUAUUUAUAUUUGAUAUAAGUUACAAUCCAUGAGUUAUUUUUAAAAUAUUUUUCAGAUUAUCAUUACUUAUCUCAGCUUUAAUGCCAAUACUAAGAACUGCAGUUUGCCUAUACAAAGAAAAGAUAAUAAAAACCCUUAAAUUAUUUUUCUAUAUUUUAAAAAAUGCCUCUGCCACAUCAUGUAGCAGAGUUUAAUUUGUAUUGCCCAGGUAAGCCCAAGGACUUACUGUAGAUAGGGAGAUGAUUUUUCAGUUUUACCUCUUGUAAUUGUUAUUAAUACCUUGUGAAAUUUACUUUAUGUUCCUUGCAAAUCCAUGAUUUCAACCUUGAUAUUUGUGGGCCCACGGUUGUUAAAAUAAUAAUAAUAGUUAUUAUUUUAUUAACGUCUCCCGUUUAAAAAUAAAACCCACCCUACUAAGGGUUAUAAUUGACUAAAAGUAAAAACCUGUGAAAAUACAAUUUAAAUUCAUAGAGUACUCUAAAGUACAUUACUUAUCAU